CGUACACACAAAGCACAAACAUAAAAAGGCAGGAGAGAGGCAAGACGUAAUGGUUUGACUCUGUGUGCGUGCUCUUGCGAUGACCGUGGCUCCUGCAUUAGCCUGCACAUUCCUCAAACGGGAGGCGCAAUGAAGGCCGGAGCCUCGUCCAUGUGGGCGUCAUGCUGCGGGCUGCUGAACGAGGUGAUGGGCACGGGAACGGUGCGGGCUCAGCAGCCCGGCUUCGGGGCCGGGGCCGGGCCUUUCCGCUUCGCCCCGAGCGCGGGGUACUCCACGUACCCGCCACCUAGCUCGGGGAGCGCCGGGCAGUUGUGCAAGGCCUGCGGACUGGCCUUCUCCGUCUUCAGACGUAAGCACGUGUGCUGCGACUGCAAGAAGAGCUUCUGCGCGCUGUGCUCCGUGCUGCAGGAGAACUUGCGCUGCUGCGCCACCUGCCACUUAUUGCGGGGCACCGCCUUCCAGAGGCCACGCCUCAUGCAGCUGCGUGUCAAGGACCUGCGGCAGUACCUGCUGCUACGCAACAUCCCCACCGACACCUGCAGGGAAAAGGAGGACCUGGUGGAACUGGUUUUGUGCCACCGGGGCACCCGGGAGCCGCCCCGACCUGUGAUGGUGGUGCAGGAGGAGGAAGAGGAGGAAGACGAAGAAGAGGAAGUGGAUGGAGACACGCCCGAGGAACGGGAGGGACAUGAUGAAGAUGAUACAGACAGUCUCCACUCACGUGCCGCCUCGCCGCCCUCCCCCGCCGACUCAACAUCCGAACAGUCGCUUGGAUCCGCCUCUCAGGGAGUCGUGCUCAGCCCAAGUGACAGCUCAGGGACCCCAAGCCAGUUUUCCCCUCAGGAGCCCGAGGACACGGCCAGCGUGUCGCUCCUCAAUCUGGAGCAGACGGCGAGCCCGACGGAGGCCAUCCCGGCCACGCAGAGGAGGGUCCGCGCCUCGCUGUCCGAUUUGGACGACGAGGACGCCAUUGAGAGGCUGUCGGUUCGCCAGUUGAAGGAAAUCCUCGCCAGGAACUUCGUCAACUACUCGGGCUGCUGCGAAAAGUGGGAGCUGCUGGAGCGCGUGCAUCGCCUCUACAGAGAAAACGAGCUCAACAGGAAGUCCAUGGAAAAUGUAAGCAUUACUGCAGUGGUUGCAUAUCCUCCACCUUUGUGCAACAGUGCUGUCGGAGACGGCGUGAAAGCCCAGCUGGCCUCUGACGAUAAUCUUUGUCGCAUCUGCAUGGACGCCAUCAUUGACUGUGUUCUGCUGGAGUGCGGCCACAUGGUGACCUGCACCAAAUGCGGCAAGAGGAUGAACGAGUGCCCCAUCUGCAGGCAAUACGUAGUGCGGGCCGUGCACGUCUUCAAGUCCUAGAAAAACUCUCGCCGUCAAAGACACUGAAAUGGGAGCGAGCGGCUUGGACCGGCGGUUCUUGUGUGACACGGCAGGGGUUCGAGUUGACACGGUCGACUACAACAUGUGCAAUACUCUUAAAAAAAAAAGGAGACGUGUGUGUGUGUGUGUGACAGAUUUGAGAAUGUGUGUGUUUUUAUUAAUAUAGAAUCUUGGUUCUAGUUUAACAGCACAUUUUAUGUUAGCAGAUGACGUCAAAUAACACGCCAAUACCCUCAUCCUCUUAACUUUGCUUUUCAGAGCCAGCAAGUUUGAUGUGAUGGUAGAAAGCAGUUUACAGUAAGGGUUUAUUUUUGUUUCGAGUCAUUACUGGCCAAAAAAUAGCAGGACUGCGAAUCCGGAACACGCGAGUUUAGUGUAAAUUAUCGGGUUACCCACAAUUUAUUUGUCAUUUCUUGUUUUGACAAACACUAUCAGUUUUCACGUCAUCAAUUUGAUCAUAACAGCUGCUGCUCGAUGAUAUCUUCUUCCCACCCUGACAGAGGUCAUGGUCUUUUUCACUUCAGUCUGUUGUGCAAAGGAAGUGAGACACUUUCUUUGAUAUCUGCUCAUCCAUGUAAACAAAAAUAUGUAUGGAAUUGCUGUUACUGUAAAUGUGUUGCAUAUAGAUAGCUUCCAUUGUUGUUAUGAAUUAAAUGUAUAUUUUUUCAUGGGC
Hippocampus comes (tiger tail seahorse) is the source of this 2053-nucleotide messenger RNA. RefSeq names its product E3 ubiquitin-protein ligase RNF34-like. Gene Ontology annotation, biological process: protein K48-linked ubiquitination; proteasome-mediated ubiquitin-dependent protein catabolic process; negative regulation of extrinsic apoptotic signaling pathway via death domain receptors. Gene Ontology annotation, cellular component: cytoplasm; plasma membrane. The record is from RefSeq and is a predicted model, not a curated record. Lineage: Eukaryota; Metazoa; Chordata; Actinopteri; Syngnathiformes; Syngnathidae. The transcript is spliced from 7 exons. The coding region runs from base 130 to 1359 and encodes 409 amino acids. Gene Ontology annotation, molecular function: ubiquitin protein ligase activity.